AUGACCAGGAACGCGACCGGUUCGAACGUGCUCGCUAUUCUCGGUCGAUGCAAACUCGGAAAGCUACAACCGGGUUGCUGUCGCAGCCCCAGCCUGCCACGUUGUACCAACUCAGCCGUCGACGACCUCAGACCUCCGGUGAAGCGAGCCAAGGACGAUGCGUUCGAUGCUUCGGGAUACUGUUCCUCUGCACCGGGUGCGGCCGAUGUCGGGCGUAACUACCCGCCGCCACCGCGAUUGCGUACACCACCGCCGGGGCCUCCGGGCGCGUACUACGACGGUGCCAGAGACUAUCCUCCAUGGGGUGUGAGCCCUGCUCCUUCAGCUCGUGAUCGUGAUCGCGAAUACAUGGACGGUAGAGGCGGAUAUGCGCCCCUACGACAGGCGAGAGCCUGCAUCACUGGACAGAAUGCCUCCGCCGAGAUCACCGGCACCGUAUACCAGAGGCGGCUACGGAAGGGAUGAGCGCCGGUAUCGUCCACCACGACCGCGAUUACUUGAGAACGCGACGAGCUAGGACAUUUGAUGUACUUCUGCUGCUGCGUCUUGCAUACUUGUUUGCGUGUGCACUGUCUAAUCAAUAAUCUGGUCGC
Molecule: messenger RNA, 593 nt
Organism: Phanerochaete carnosa HHB-10118-sp
Lineage: Eukaryota; Fungi; Basidiomycota; Agaricomycetes; Polyporales; Phanerochaetaceae
Exons: 1
Coding region: 1-465 (154 amino acids)
Source: RefSeq, a predicted model, not a curated record